AGACAUGUACUCGCUGCUCCGCGCCGCGUUGCGCUCGGCGGCGCGGCGGCCGCUCGGCCCCGGAUCAGGCUCCAGCUCCAACCCACAACCGGCAUCGUGCCGCUGGCUGGCCCAGGGCCCUGGCCCCGUGGCGGCGGGGGGAGGCGGCGGCCACGGCGGUCCCGGGGGUCCCGGGGACGAGGAGCUGCGCCGCCGGCUGGACGGGCUGGUGAGGAAGCACAAGGUGGUGGUGUUCAUCAAGGGCACCCCGGCCCAGCCCAUGUGCGGCUUCAGCAACGCCGUGGUGCAGAUCCUGCGGAUGCACGGCGUCCAGCCGUACGGAGCCUACAACGUGCUGGAGGACCAGGAGAUCCGACAAGGUAUUAAAAAUUACUCCAAUUGGCCCACCAUCCCUCAGAUCUACUUUGACGGUGAGUUUGUGGGUGGAUGUGAUAUCCUGCUACAGAUGCACCAGAACGGGGACCUAGUGGAGGAGCUGAAGAAAAUGGGCAUUCGCUCCGCGCUCCUGGACACAGAGAAGGAGGACGCCAAGUAGAGCUGCCAGCGUCUCCCGUCACCAGGACCCCUGCCCUCACUCAAGUCGUGGGGCUGGCAUGUUGGUUUUAUUUUAGGUAUUUUUAUGUUAUUGGACCUUGGUGAAGGUGGGAACUCCAUGGACAGCCUGAUGUUGAUCUGAUGAUGGCAGCUUCAACCUGUUGGACAAUAUGAAACGGGUUCAACAACAGAUGCACAAUUGUGGUUUUUAUUACCCUGGGUUGACAGGAAUCAAUAAAAUAUUCUGUGCUUUUGCUAAUAAAAAUGUAUUUCUCGGGUGCUUCAAGCAAGCAGAUAGUGUGGCUACUGUAGACAUCACAGACUUGCAUAGAAACAGGCCCUUUGUCCCAAGUCCUUCAUGCUAACCCAAAUGCCUUCCUGAAAUAGUUCCUUUUGCUUGCACUUGGCCCAUAUUCCUCUCAACCUUUCCUAUCCAUGUACCUGCACAUUGUCUUUUAAAUGUUAUUGUACCUUCCUCAACUACCUUCUCUGGCAGCUUUUUCCAUAAACACACCACUCUCUGUGUGGAAAAAGUUGGACUUUAGGUACGUUGUCCUAUGAAAUCUUUCCCCUCUCACCAUAAACCGUAGCCUUCUAGUUUUAGACUACCCUGCACUGGGAAAAGGACUGGCCAUCCAGCUAAGGGCUUGGAUGAGGUGGGAUUUGUUCAAUGUGUUUCAGAAGGUGCUACCUGACACGCUGAGUUAUUUUAGCAGUAUAUCUUGCAGUUCCUCAUUUAACCUCAGCCACAUGUCAUUGCUCUUGUCUCAAAUCCUUUAACUAUAAGUUUAAUAUAUAAUUUCCUAAUUGCCAGAGUGUAGAGCUUUGUUUUGUAUGCUAUCCAAUCAAAUCAGAUAAUACUAAACAUAAAUACCAUCAGGUCAAACUCCAGUACAACAGGUGGAGCAAAGGGGAAGAUACAGAGUGCAGAAUAUAGUUCUCAGCAUUGUAGCGCAUCAGUUCCACAGACAAAGUCCAAUGUCUGCAAUGGGGUAGAGGUGAAUCGGACAGUACCCUAGCUUAUGGAAGGACCGUUCAGAAGCCUGAUAACGGAGGGGAAGAUGCUGUUCCUGAAUAUGGUGGUGCGCGCUUUCAAGCUUCUACCCGAUUGGAGUGGAGAGAUGGAGGAAUCACUGGGAUGGGAGUUUUUCGAUGUUUGUUCCACUAUAAACACUUACCAUUUAAACAAUA
This is a messenger RNA of Leucoraja erinaceus (little skate), 1725 nucleotides long. RefSeq names its product glutaredoxin 5 homolog (S. cerevisiae) (gene glrx5). Lineage: Eukaryota; Metazoa; Chordata; Chondrichthyes; Rajiformes; Rajidae. Bases 5 to 535 code for a protein of 176 amino acids. The record is from RefSeq and is a predicted model, not a curated record. The transcript has 2 exons.